AAUGCGGAACCCAAACCGCGAGAGAGCUGAAUGGCGUGGACGGGCUCGGUAAGAUGGCAGCUCCGGGUGACUGGCCGUGGCAUGCAGCCCUGUUUCGCGAGAAUGUGCAUAUCUGCGACGGCACCCUCGUUUCGCCUCAGUGGGUUCUCACGACGGUUUCUUGCUUCCAAGGGCAAAGCAAAGCUGAGUGGAUAGCCCGACUGGGGAGUGUUCGCUUGCAGUCCACGUCACCAUGGCAACAGGAGCGUCACGUAAUUGGAAUGGUCAAAUCUCCGGUAGAGGGCAGCACUGUCGUCAUGAUCAAACUCAACAAACCAGUAAUUUUCUCGGACUUCAUUCGGCCCAUUUGCCUACCACCACGAAGUCUAGCUCCGGAAGAGCUCAUCCACUGCCAUACUCUUGGAUGGGCCAAAAAUC
Messenger RNA from Bemisia tabaci, 417 nucleotides. NCBI's taxonomy places the organism in Eukaryota, Metazoa, Arthropoda, Insecta, Hemiptera, Aleyrodidae. The record is from RefSeq and is a predicted model, not a curated record.